Sinocyclocheilus rhinocerous is the source of this 489-nucleotide messenger RNA. RefSeq names its product TGF-beta receptor type-2-like. The record is from RefSeq and is a predicted model, not a curated record. The transcript has a single exon. Gene Ontology annotation, molecular function: transmembrane receptor protein serine/threonine kinase activity; ATP binding. Gene Ontology annotation, biological process: heart development; cellular response to growth factor stimulus; cell surface receptor protein serine/threonine kinase signaling pathway. Gene Ontology annotation, cellular component: plasma membrane; signaling receptor complex. Lineage: Eukaryota; Metazoa; Chordata; Actinopteri; Cypriniformes; Cyprinidae. The annotation marks the transcript as partial.
AUCGCUGUCGUCGUUCUCCUCUCGGCCUUCUACUGCUAUCACGUGUUUCGCCAGCAGAAUCUCAAAGCGCCCAAGACCAAAGGCAUCGACAGCGAGACCUGCGCGAUUAUCAUGAGCGUCGACGACCGAUCCGACAGCAGCUCGGCCAACGCCAACAGCUUGAACCACAACACCGAGCUGCUCCCGAUCCAGCUGGACGUUAUUGUGGGGAAAGGCCGCUUCGCUGAAGUCUACAGAGCCAAACUCAAGCAGGGAGCGACGGACGAAUCCUUCCAGACGGUCGCGGUGAAGAUAUUCCCGUACGACGAAUACGCCUCGUGGAAAACCGAGUGGGAGAUUUUCUCCGACGCCGAGCUUCGGCACGAAAACGUGCUGCAGUUUCUGACCGCCGAGGACCGGAAGGCCGAGCGAUGCUAUUGGUUGAUAACAGCCUAUCACGAGCGAGGAAACCUGCAGGAGUUCCUGACGCAGCACGUGAUUGGCUGGGAC